This is a messenger RNA of Acanthisitta chloris (rifleman), 601 nucleotides long. RefSeq names its product calcium release-activated calcium channel protein 1. Gene Ontology annotation, cellular component: membrane. Gene Ontology annotation, biological process: store-operated calcium entry. The transcript has a single exon. Lineage: Eukaryota; Metazoa; Chordata; Aves; Passeriformes; Acanthisittidae. Gene Ontology annotation, molecular function: store-operated calcium channel activity. The coding region runs from base 4 to 564 and encodes 186 amino acids. The record is from RefSeq and is a predicted model, not a curated record.
GCUAUGGUUGAAGUUCAGCUCGACGCAGGACACGAGUAUCCUCCAGGGCUCUUGAUAGCCUUCAGUGCCUGCACUACUGUGCUCGUUGCAGUUCACCUUUUUGCACUCAUGAUAAGUACCUGCAUUCUCCCGAAUAUAGAGGCUGUUAGCAAUGUGCAUAAUCUCAACUCUGUCAAGGAAUCUCCCCACGAGCGCAUGCAUCGGCACAUCGAGCUUGCCUGGGCCUUUUCCACUGUCAUUGGGACUCUGCUCUUUCUUGCAGAGGUGGUGUUACUGUGCUGGGUGAAGUUUCUUCCUUUGGAGAAGAAAAAUGAUAAUAGCCCCCAGAACAGCAGCUCUACCAUGACAUCAGGACAGGCAGCAGCCAUUGCGUCCACGUCCAUUAUGGUGCCCUUUGGAUUGAUUUUCAUUGUGUUUGCAGUGCACUUCUACCGGUCACUGGUGAGCCAUAAAACAGACAGGCAGUUCCAGGAGCUGAAUGAACUUGCAGAGUUUGCACGGCUCCAGGACCAGCUGGAUCACAGAGGUGACGCUGUCUCCUCAGCUGUUACCAACUUUGCAUAAACCUGUACUUAAAAUAAACCCUCUGUUCUGUUCUGCC